Molecule: messenger RNA, 2604 nt
Organism: Alternaria incomplexa
Lineage: Eukaryota; Fungi; Ascomycota; Dothideomycetes; Pleosporales; Pleosporaceae
Exons: 3
Coding region: 1-2604 (867 amino acids)
Source: RefSeq, a predicted model, not a curated record
AUGUCGAUCGGCAGAAUCCAAGCGAGUGGAGUAGCAAUCAAUCCGGAGCUACAAGUAGCCCUAGCGCAGCUUAACUUCGACUUCUCCCUGUUCAAAGUAGACGCACCGCCCGAAUAUGGACCACUAGGUGCCUCCCUGUCGAACGCCCGUCGUGAGACUGCGGAAGACGGAGCUCAGCACAUCACUGCGCGUAGACUCGGUGCCCUUUUCAAAGAUAUUGUACCCCUUACUCCGAUACUUCACGAGUGCUACGGCAAGCGAGUUUCAGAAAUUGCGAAGGUCGAAAGUGCAAACCCAAAAGGGUCUGACAAGUAUGGCAGUUUUGCGGAGUUCGUAGGGGCUGAUGCUACGACCAUCUGGGCUGCAGCCACGUCGGGUCCUGAUGCUAUUGCGGUGCACUUAUUGGCUUGUAUGCUCUCUCGUAUCUUCCCUUCCGAACAUGCCACCUCUGUCUGGGUCGAGUUAGUGGAGCAUAGGGUCAAGGAACUCAAGCAACAGUACGGUCAACAGUACGGCCAUCCGUUAUCUGCCGCCGCAAUGCAAGACAUCUCGAGAGCCCGCCUGCGCAAUUGGGACGCAAGCGCGCGCUCCUGGGUACAGACGGCUGACGAGGUGAGGGUGUUGCAAGGGAAGCAAUUGAUGCUGUUCGCCAAGAACAUCGAUUUGCAAGUCGACGACAAAACUAACGUCUACGAAAGCGUCAUCAGCGCUUGGAAGAACGCGAUGACAGCCAUGGAGAACCUCCUCAAAGGCAUGCCACAGAUGGUUCAGGGCGGUGCUGUGCUACUUGGGUUGUCAGCAUGGCACAUCUACCCCGAUAUGGUAGUGUUGAAGAAUGAGUCCACGGUGGAAACCAAGUUUGAUGACGACCUGGUGCCUAAGGGCGGUUUGAUGACGAUUCCGACCAAGCACACCAGCACAGAAGAUGGACAGGGUGUUAGAUGGUCGUUGUCUCUCGCUCACUUGCGAUUUUAUGGAGAGCCAGUCAAGAUAUCUCGAUCUUCGGGUGCAGAACUCUCACGAAUAACCUUCGAUCAACUUGCCCUUGUCCUACUCGGCGCUAUUGCGAAAGGUUGGGGCUUCGACGAGCUUAAAGAUGAUAAACGAGCUUCCAAAAUCGCCGAACUUCAAGAGGAGUGUUUCUCGCUGAGCGACACAAUCAUAGAUUCCUUGGAGGUGCCUGAGGAGGGCCAUGGCAAUCGUGAUCCUUCAGUCAAAUGGGGCGAGAACCACGAACAAAGCUGGAUGAGAUUGAAGAGAACGCUCUUGAAGCUGCACAAAGCAAGAGCUUUCACAUGGCGUAACGCACCCAAGCAGUUCUCACUUGAACAUGAUGGUAGUUACCUCCAGCGGAGAAAAGACACAGACUUUAUGUUGGUGUGUGGAGAUCCUCAAACCGCUGCGGUAUAUGUCCGAAUGAGUUUUUUGGCGUUUGCAACUGAGCAGGUCGCUAGUAUCGGGAGUUGGCGAUUCGAUCUGGACGAGAUUACGACCGCUUUUGAGGGCAAUUCGUUCAAAAAUUACCAGCCCAAUGAUCUCGUAGCCUUCCUUACGAAUCUGGGUCCGACCGUGCACUCUGGAGGGUCGCAGAGGGGUGAUCUCACCACAACGACUUCUCGUCUAACAUUCUUCCCGUCACUAAUGGCCUUUGCAUCAGCUGCAACCUUGUUCGACCAGCUUGCAAACGCGACCAUCUCGCUUGGUGUAAUAUCACAACCUCUGUACAAGGCCCUCUGGGUUCCGAACAUCAGCUCGCAUUACAGGGCCACCUCUGGACCGAAAUUCCCGGGGUACCAAAACUAUGUCCUUUCUAGGGAGCAGAUCUUCGCUUGUAUAGCCAUGUUCGACAACGGGGACGUGAACAUUGACCCUACUCGACUGCGUAAAGUUAUGGCUCUCUCGAGCGGGAACUCCAUAUAUGUGGUCAAGCAACUGCUGUGUGAUCCUUCUACUACCCAUGCGGAGUGCGAAAUAAAGAGAGUAGUGGGUAAUAUCGGCAGAGCUGGAAUAGGCAUGCUGUACCCUCCAGACGAACCUCGAAUAUCCAAGCCUGAUAACGAGGGAUGGCAACUGGUGAACCAUAAUCGCUACAAUGGAGAAAAGGAAGACAACUUUGGAGCAACGUCGAUGCACCUUAUGUUCACUGGAUACGAAGAAAGCAUAGGCAGUCAUGGCCUUCACGAUGCGCAAGUCACGUUGCUAGAGUCAGUGGUUGCCGUUCGGGAUGGAGGCGAAUGGAGGGCCGAUCUUGAUGUACUACGAGCGCUUGAGAGCGAAAAGCUCAAAAGAUAUCGGAAGCGGGCUAGUUGCGACCACCACAACACUGUCCGUUGCCAGGAUGGAGCUGGCGUCAUAAAGCUGACGUCUAUCGACAAUUGGCACGAACUACUGGAGCUUGAUGGAAAGGCUGGAGUUGUCAGAGCCAAUGGCAACUGGAUAGCAAGGCUUGCAACGACCGUCAUGGCCCUUCAAAAAGGACACGAGGUUGUUGUGAUCGAAAAUGAGCCGUGCUGGCACUGUAUGCGUGCAGCAAGUCUGUUUGGUAAAGAGGCGAAGAAAGGACGACAGCAGCCCGCACGGCUGUCGCUCUUGUUCAUUCAUUAA